This is a messenger RNA of Nicotiana tabacum (common tobacco), 534 nucleotides long. The record is from RefSeq and is a predicted model, not a curated record. Lineage: Eukaryota; Viridiplantae; Streptophyta; Magnoliopsida; Solanales; Solanaceae.
AUGACCACUAUCAGGGCACUCAUAGCAACUGCAGUAAAAAAAUAUUGGAGAAUCUUUCAACUUGAUGUAAAUAAUACCUUCCUCCAUGGGGAUUUCCAUGAGGAAGUGUACAUGGAUUUACCUCCUGGCCUAUUGGUUGAUGCACUUGGACUAGUGUGCAAGCUGAAUAAAUCACUACAUGGCUUGAAACAAGCCAAUUGGCAGUGGUAUGCUAAACCAGCUGAGGCUCUAUGCUCCAAAGAAUAUGUUCACUCCCUUAAUGACUAUUCUGUUGGAAGUUUUCUACAGGGAAGAUGGUGCCAUAAUCAAAGGAAGUUUGCACUUGAUCUACUGAAGGAGUAUGAGUGCCUUCAUUGUAGUGCUUUCAGUGGACCAUUGGAUCCUAAUGUCAAACUCAGAGCCAAGGAAGGUGUGCCCCUAACAGAUCCUUCUACCUACAGGACCCUGAUAGCUUGUCCAGACUUUAGGAAGUCUGCUAGUGGGUAUUUGGUACUUCUUGGUGAUAGUUCAAUCAGUUGGAAGUCUAAGAAAUAG